AUGGCAAAUCGACAAGGGAGUUAUAUUCAAUCAUGGCAAAUCGACAAGGAAGUUACAUUCGAUGGCAUUACCAAUAAAUACUCCUUCAAGCAAGGCGACAAGAGGAUUGUACUUGUGCCACUUACUCCUAUCCAAGUUCGUGAAGAUCAAGAAAGUUUGAUCAAGGAGAGUGAGCUCGAGAAUGAGAAGAUAAAAAUAGAAAAAGCCGAGAGCGGAAUAGAAAAUGAUAAGGCCGAGAAAAUUGAGAGGAAAAAGACAUAUGAGGUGUUGGUUGUUACAAGUGAUCUUAAUAACACUCUACCAUCUAGUAUUGUCUCUCUUUUGCAGGAUUAUGAGGAUGUCUUCUCCGAUGAGAUUCCAAAUGGACUAUCACCAAUAAGGGAAUUUGAGCAUCAAAUUGACUUGGUUCCAGAUGCCCCACUUCCUAACAAAAUGGGACCAGAUGAGACAAAGGAGCUCCAAUGCCAAAUUGAAGACCUUCUAGCAAAGGAUGGACACGAGAAAGCUUGA
Messenger RNA from Coffea arabica (coffee), 510 nucleotides. NCBI's taxonomy places the organism in Eukaryota, Viridiplantae, Streptophyta, Magnoliopsida, Gentianales, Rubiaceae. The record is from RefSeq and is a predicted model, not a curated record.